Molecule: messenger RNA, 1182 nt
Organism: Saccharomycopsis crataegensis
Lineage: Eukaryota; Fungi; Ascomycota; Saccharomycetes; Ascoideales; Saccharomycopsidaceae
Exons: 1
Coding region: 1-1182 (393 amino acids)
Biological process (GO): carbohydrate metabolic process; cell wall organization
Cellular component (GO): cell surface; extracellular region; fungal-type cell wall
Molecular function (GO): glucan endo-1,3-beta-D-glucosidase activity
Source: RefSeq, a predicted model, not a curated record
AUGAAGUUUGCUUCCGUUAUUCUUAUGGCCUUAGUGCCUUCCAUGGUCUCUGCUGAUGUCAACAAGAGACACAUUCACAAAAGAGAAGCCAAGCCAAAUGUCCAAACUGUCUAUGAGACUGAUUACAACAUCCAAACCGUCAAUGAAGUCGUGACUGUUUAUGACGAUGGUGAAGCCACCAGCACUCCAGCAGCUACCACCACCGUAGUCCCAACUCUUGCAGCUGUUAAGGAAGCUGUUGUUGAAGGUACUACUUCUUCUUCUUUGGCUGCCACCUCAUCUGCCAGUUCUGCUGCUGCCAGUUCUGCUGCCACUUCAUCUGUUGCCAGUUCAUCUGCUGCCAGUUCUAGCGCCUCUUCUUCAUCUUCUUCUAGUAGUGCCGCCUCAUCCGGUAUUGGAUCUGCUGGUGCUUUAGGUAUUACCUAUUCUCCUUAUUCCGAUUCAGGUAGUUGUAAGAGUGCUGCGGAAGUCAAGACCGAUAUUUCCAAGUUGUCUGGUUACGACAUCAUCAGACUUUAUGCUGUUGAUUGUUCAGGUGUUGAAAAUGUUUUGAGUGCUAUGUCUUCUGACCAAAAAUUGUUCGCUGGUUUGUACACCUUGUCUACCAUCGAAGCUGACGUCAGUUCUAUGUGGACUCAAAUUCAAGCUGCUGGUAAGGACUGGAGUGUUGUUGACACUGUUAGUGUUGGUAACGAAUUGGUUAACUCUGGCGAAGCUACCCCAGCUCAAAUCGAAGCUGCCAUUAGCACUGCCAAGUCUGCCUUGUCUAGCAAGGGCUACACUGGUCAAAUCGUUUCCGUUGAUACUUUGGUUGCUGUCACUGCUAACCCAGACUUGUGUAAAUACUCUGAUUAUGUUGCCGUUAACUGUCACCCAUUUUUCGAUGGUGGUGUUGCUGCUGCUGAUGCUGGUACUUGGUUGCUUAAACAAAUUGAAGAUGUUUAUACUACUUGUGGUUCCAGUAAGAAUGUCUUGAUCACCGAAACUGGCUGGCCACACUCUGGUGAUGCUAAUGGUGAUGCUGUCCCAAGUGUUGCCAACCAAGAAGCUGCUCUUACUUCUAUUAAGAAGGAAGCCGGUGCCUCUGUAUUCUUAUUCACUGUUUACAAUGACAAAUGGAAGAGCCCAGGUGCUUACAACGUUGAACAAAGUUGGGGUAUCUACGGCGACUCUCCAGCUUGA